AUGUCGUCGAUGCCUCAAGGAGACCAGAAAUCCAAAAAGAAGAAAAAGUCCAAGAAGAAGGGCACCAGCGCGCCAGCCGCCGCGACCGACGCUCCCCCGACACUUGUCGAUCCCAGCGACACGCAGAAUGGACCGGAUGAGGAGGAUGAAGCCGACAAUGACGAGCAAGAAGCGGAGCACACUGUUAUCACCCCCGUCCACGAGGAGCCACCGGACGCAGCUCCUGGCACGGUAACUGUUGCAACAAAUGGGGUCAAAGACCUGUCAAUCGCCGAGGGCAACGAUGCCGCCGCCCGCUUUGACGCUCUGGUGAAAGACCGUGAUGCUUUACGACUCGAAGUGACUGAGCUCCGCAAGUCUCUAGAAGAACUGCAGGCCAAACAUGCUACGGAAAUUGAGGCGGUGCAGACCGAGCUGGCCGACACGCAGGCCGAAAAAGAAAACGCCGAAGAGCAAUACCAGUCCUUGUUAGGGAAAGUGAAUACCAUACGAUCGCAGUUGGGAGAGAGAUUAAAGGCCGACGCAGAGGAUUUAGCACAGGCCCGGACACGCAUCGAAGAGCUCGAAGAACAAAGAUCUGAGCUGCAAGAGCGCUACACCGCCCGCUCCGCCGAGGUCGACGAGCUCACGGCUCGAAACGCCGACCUGUCCCAGAAACAAGCCGAACAGUCCAAAGAGUUGUCCACCCUCCGCAACCGCCUGACCCUCUCGCAGCAAAAUUGGCUCAAGGAGAAAGAAGAACUCGUCGAGUCGGAAGCCUACAUGCGGGACGAAUUCGAGAACGCCAAACAGGCCAUGCACGACUGGGAAGUGCUCGCCAUGGAAGAACGCACCAUGCGGAAGGACCUGGCAGACCGCAACGCUGACCUGGAGGAACAACUCAAUUCACUCAAGGAGGCUUACGAGAAGGUCGCGAGCGAGAGGGACACCCACUCUGCCGCGGUCGACGGUCUGCAAAAGGCCCUCCAGGAGAUCCAGACGGUCCGAAAGCAGGAGCUGAAAGAACUGGUCGAAACUUCUCAGAACGAACAAGAGAUCCUACGUAAGCAGUUGUCAGAUCUCCAGGCGAUCCAUGACGCGACCGUCGCGGAGCUGGAGCAGACCAAGAAGGAACUCGAGCGAGCCCUGCCAUUCGAGAAGGAAGUCAAAGAGAAGAACCUUCUGAUCGGCAAGCUGAGGCACGAGGCGGUGAUCCUCAACGAUCAUCUGACGAAAGCGCUGAGAUUCCUCAAGAAGGGCAAGCCCGAGGAUAAUGUGGACAGACAGAUCGUGACGAACCACUUCCUGCACUUCUUGGCCCUGGACCGUUCGGACCCCAAGAAGUUCCAGAUCCUCCAGCUCAUCGCCGCCCUGCUGGGCUGGAACGACGAACAGCGCGAGCAGGCCGGUCUGGCCAGGCCCGGCACCACCACCGGGAUCUCGACGACAGCGUCCACCACCGCUACUUCGAGCUUCAAUUCCCUGCGGGGUCUGGGCUCCCUGGCUGGUGCCGCUUCCGGGUCUCCCUCCGUGCACAGGACCCCGAGCACCCCGGCCCUCAACCACCAUCCCGACUAUUUCGGCGGCGGCGGGUCUGGGCCCGAGAGCGCCACCAGUCCGCACUCGCGCGAGACCCUGGCCGACCUGUGGCAGCAUUUCUUGGAGCAGGAGGCCGCCGCGGGGAGUGCAACCAAGUCGUCGUCGAGGCAGGGCAUGCAGAGUCAGAGUCAGAGUCAUCCAAGUACAACCACGUCGGGUACAGGUCCUGGUCCAGGAACGCCUGCGCCGCCGCGAUAA
Molecule: messenger RNA, 1776 nt
Organism: Fonsecaea erecta
Lineage: Eukaryota; Fungi; Ascomycota; Eurotiomycetes; Chaetothyriales; Herpotrichiellaceae
Exons: 4
Coding region: 1-1776 (591 amino acids)
Biological process (GO): endoplasmic reticulum to Golgi vesicle-mediated transport; Golgi organization
Cellular component (GO): Golgi apparatus
Molecular function (GO): small GTPase binding
Source: RefSeq, a predicted model, not a curated record